Molecule: messenger RNA, 1809 nt
Organism: Oncorhynchus gorbuscha (pink salmon)
Lineage: Eukaryota; Metazoa; Chordata; Actinopteri; Salmoniformes; Salmonidae
Product: cytosolic phospholipase A2 gamma-like
Exons: 7
Coding region: 150-1244 (364 amino acids)
Biological process (GO): glycerophospholipid catabolic process
Cellular component (GO): cytosol; nuclear envelope; nucleoplasm
Molecular function (GO): calcium-dependent phospholipid binding; calcium ion binding
Source: RefSeq, a predicted model, not a curated record
GGUGAUGGGAGAUGGACCAGAGGACGCUGGCGGGAGGAGCUAUAGGAGGUCAGGCUCAUUGUAAUGGCUGGAAUGGAAUAGGCCAAGAGGACAUCCUCAAAACCAAGGACGACACUUGAGAUUUACAUCUCAGACAGGGUUACCUCAUCAUGAGAGGAGGUUGUGUUUCCAAAUCCUCUCUGCUACACGUGACCAACCUGUUCUGUUCUGCAGGGCACGAGAGCAUGAUGUUGAAAGAGAACAUGAAUAUGGUUGAGAGAAGCGGGAAGGUAAAGGUGUGUGAGUGUGUGCCCUCCCAAGUGGUGAGGUGUGUGUCUGAGCUGAUCAAGUACGCUGAUGAUCCAGAUCCACUGAAGACAAAGGAAGUCAUCGCCACACUGGGACAAAUACUGGAAGGUCAUGUGAGCAGUAAGGGCGAGAUGCUGUGGAACAUGGACCCUGAGAGCUGGAAGAGAACCAGCCUGGUGGAGAGAAAGAAGUUCAUAGAGACAGUCAGUCUGGAGCUCAUCCUCUCCCCAGACAGCUGGGCAAAAGACUGGAAGGACAAACGCUGCACCUGCAAUGCCUCUGCAGAUGAAUCAAAGUAUAUGAUGACUACAGCACAGACGGUUAAUUUGUCAAUAACAAACUGCUGGAUCUUUGAUGGCUGGUGGAUUCUACAGAACAUUUCCCCUCUGGUCAAAACAUGGGAAUGGGGAACCACAUCCAACUUCCUCUUUAAGGUCCAAGAUGCUAGAGUUCCGGAGAGCAUGCGACUCAAAGAGAAAAUUCACCUGGUAGACGCUGCAUUAAAGAUCAACUCUCCCUACCCUUCCGUCCUGCGCACUUCGAGGAAGGUCGACCUCAUCAUCUCCUUGGACUUCAGCGAAGAAGACCCAUUUGAGACUGUGUUUAGUGCCAAAAAGUACGCGGAUGAGCUGAAGCUUCCCUUUCCCCCAGUGAAGGAGAGUGUGAGGGAGGAGAAAGACCAUCCUAUGGGCUGCUACGUUUUUGAGGGGCAACACCCUGAAGAGCCCACCGUCAUGCACAUGCCCCUGUUCAACCUGCAGAACUGCCAUGACGAGGACGAGAUUAAGAAGGAGAGGGAGAAGUACAAAACAUUCCUGCUUCACUACGGUGCGCCGGAGAUUGACCACCUCCUGGAGAAGGCCCAGGCCAACAUGAGGAACAACAGAGACAGGAUCCUGGAACAGAUCAUUAUGGCCAUCCAACGCAGAAAGAAGCGCAUGUCAGUGGCUCAAUAGUUUUUAUCAGUGGUGGAAAGUAUCUGUACUUUACUAUUAUAUUUGACAACUUUACUUCAAGACAUUACUAAAGAAAAUAAUAUACUUACUCUAUACAUUUUCUCUGACUGCCAAAAUUAGCUUGUUACAUUUUGAAUGCUUAGCAGAACAGAAAAAGUAUAAUUCACGCACUUAUCAAGAGGACAUUCUUGUUCCUCCCUACUGCCUCUGAUCUGGCAGACUGAUUAGAAGCACCUGCUGUGCAUCGGUUGCUCACCUGUGUUCCCUACAAAUGCUGUCUUGAAUCAAAAGGAUUUGUACCUACACACUGGAGAAAGUUGUAUCGUCUGUGUAUGUUGUCCCUAAUGCAGUGAAAAUAAUAAAAAAUGAUAUAAAAAAAUAUGUUUUAUGCAACAUCUUUUUGAGUUCGGACACAUCACACUCUUUGUCUGCUUCUGAGAGUGUGAUUGUCCCCUUUUUGAUUAGGACUCACUAAACACAUCCAUUGUUUGAUGUCUGAGUGUUGGCGUGUGCCCCUGGCUAUCUGUGAAAAAUAAAAUGGUGCCGUCUGGGUUGCUUAAUAUAA